AUGCUUACAACAUCAGCCCAAGAACCUUCCGAAGCUCCACCGGAAGAACCAAAAAAUCAGUUGAAGACAUCCGUAACUCCGGUAGAGGUUCCCAAAAAUCUGAUGCCCACAUCUCCAGAGGAGACACAAAAUUCUUCAGUGAAUUCUCCCAAAGAUCCCGUAAAAGAACCGGUAAAAGCUCCUGAUGCUAUUACUGAGGAAGAACCAAAAUCUCCUUUGGAAUCUCCCAAAAAUAAAUCACCUGUGAAAAUUCAAAAAUCGCCUGUACAAGAACCAAAAUCGCCGACAAAAGCUUCUGUGGAAGAACCUAAACGUCCCGAAGAAGAUUUCCAGCCGCCAACGAAAGAGCCCAUAACUCCUGUGAUAGAACCUAAAGUUCCUGAAGAAGUAUCCAAAUCUCCUGAAGCACAACCUAAAUCACCCGAGAAUAAUGGAAUUUCAAAAGAAGUUACUAAAAAUGAACCUGAUGCGACGAUUCCAACUAUCACCUCUGAGGAACCUGAAGAAAUUAAAGUACCACCAACUCCUUCUAAUGAAGAAAAAGAGAGUACUUUUUAUCAAGGAUGCACGAAAUCUUCAACAUCACCAAAUUUCGGUGCGCGACCUUCUUUGUAA
Molecule: messenger RNA, 615 nt
Organism: Funneliformis geosporum
Lineage: Eukaryota; Fungi; Glomeromycota; Glomeromycetes; Glomerales; Glomeraceae
Source: the annotation of a GenBank genome assembly